Molecule: messenger RNA, 1887 nt
Organism: Dermacentor andersoni
Lineage: Eukaryota; Metazoa; Arthropoda; Arachnida; Ixodida; Ixodidae
Source: RefSeq, a predicted model, not a curated record
AUGGAUUUUCGGCCACCCGGCGAGCCGCCGCCGCGCAUCCGCCACCGUCGCCACGCGAGCUUGAGCCGGGUGACACUCGGCCCCGCGACACUCGAUGAGCUGCGGGCAAGGGAAGAUCUCGAGCUUCGCGCCACCCGCAUGCUGGGCGAGUGGCUACGUGUACGAGCCGCUACCUUGGAGGUUCCUAUGGUUUCUCCCGUGGCUACGACCGCACCGGGAGACGCUUCAGCAUCCGCAGCCCCAGUGGCAGCUACGCAGCCAUCGGCGAACGGCCCCUGCGACCAGGAGAGCCACGCUGAGGUGCCGCUUCCCCCCUCGGACGACGAGGAGAUGGACCUGUCCAUCUCACGGAAACGCGCCCGCGAGAACGAGAGCGAGGACGAUGAACCCGCUGGGCCACGCAAGCACCCGCCGAGCGUUCCCUCCCGCUCGGAACAGCCGACGGCGGACGACGACCAGGACAGCGCCAUCUCCCGACACCCGGGGGAAACACCUGCCACCCUCUCCCUGCCGCACGUGCAGAUCGGAGCACCCUCCGAGCCAGCGGAAAGCGAGCAGACUGCGCCACCUGCAGAAAGCUCGAGCGCCAUCUCUCGGCAUCCCGCCGAGCUUGCCGCCGCCUCCUUCGAGCCUCCUCCGAGCGAGGGCGCGCCCGACUCCCCCCUCGAUGCGCCGACUGCUCCGAAUGGCGACGCGCGCCCGGCUGCGUCGUCUGCUAGCGCGCCAGCUGCAGACGAAUGUUCUACUGACGCUAUGGAGCUGACGCACGAAGCACCCGCCAGCGCUUCCCAACAGAAGCCAGAACACCCGGCGGCGCGUUUCCUGAGGGGCCCACCACGCCAGCCUGCUUCACGGCCGAAGCGCAAAGGAAAAAAAAACAAGCGAAGGAGGGAGCCAGUUGCCGGUUCGCCUCCAUCCCGCGACAACUCGGACGAAUCGCGGCACUCACCCGCUCCCCCGGCCAGCCACAGCGUGCCUGCUCCGGCUGUACGAGGAGAGAUGCCACCCGCCCGCGAGACAGCCACAGAUGGCUUCAUCCUCGUGCAGUCGAGAGGCGACAGGCGGCGCUCAAAAGCACUCGAGACGGCUGCACUCCCGGUGGACCCUGCACGGUGCCGACCCUGCGCGGUUCGCGUCAAUCACAGGCGCAACAUUGUGGCCGCUGACACCACCACCCAGCAGUGCUUAGAGGGGCUGCUCAAGCUCUCCGAGCUGCACGCAAUCCCCGUGACUGCCCGACUACCGGCCGAGCGGGGAAAGAGCACUGGCUUCCUGCACGGGGUGAGCGGACUGCCUGCGGACACGGAGCUGCUGGGGCCGAUCGAGUCGGACGUUCCUGUGCUGUCGGCCAUGUUGGACGGGAGCACCGUUACAAUCCGGUUCGCGGGACCGAGUAAGGCCAGCGAGGCCCCGCCCAGUACAGUGCAGGCAGUGCGGCCGCUUCGGACACGUCCCGGAAUCCUGCCGGUGGCCGAGCGACUGCAUCUCCUGCGGCAAAAAACAUGCAGCAAGCGACUCCUGCGAGACCAUCCGCUGCAGGAACUGCGGGGGCCCCCACAGGGCGGACACUCCUGCCUGCCCCAAAUGGCAGGAAGAGAGGAGGGUGGCCACAAUCCUCGCUUCCUCCACCACGGCACUCUCGAGGCGAGCUGUGAGGGCAGCCGUACGGGAGGAGAAGCAGCAGGAGUUGCCAACACUGGUACACUCAUAUGCCAGUGCACUGAAAGGCCCCAGCCCCACAGCAACACCUCCAGUACCAGCCCCCCGUACGACCCGCCGCCGGGAGACGCGGGACCCUGCUACCACACCUGGCCAGCCUACCGUGGAUCAGCUGGUAGUGAACCUGCUACUUACCAUGCAAGCAGUGAGCACCAUGCUACCAGCUGA